AUGUGGCGCAUGGCGCGUGUGGCCCGUUGUGGCACACGACAUGGCACAUGUGCUGGACUGGACGCAAAUACAUAUGCCAAGAGGGAACAUUUCUGUGGGCUGACGAGGACAUCGGUUGCGUUAAGUGGGGGGUCACUAGUGGAAAAACGGCUAGCGACAACUUUCGUUUGUGCCGCGCUGCACAUCCUUGUUGCCAACGCCGGCGUGAUCGACGACAAGUACCCGUCCCGCGCCGACACCACCACGGCGGACAUCGACCGUGCCUUCGUCGUGAAGACACGCGGCACGUUCCUCUGCCUCCGCGAGGCCGCCAACCGCAUGCCCCACGGCGGAGGCGGCCGGAUCGUGGCUCUGACGACGUCCGUGGUUGGGUCGCUCCGGACGGGGUACUCUGCUUACACGGCGUCCAAGGCGGCCGUGGAGGCCAUGGUGCGGACGAUGGCCAAGGAGCUCAAGGGCACGCGGAUCACGGCCAACUGCGUGGCGCCGGGGCCAACGGCCACGGACAUGUUCUUCGCCGGGAAGAGCGACGAGACCGUGAGGGAGACCGUGGAGACCAACCCGAUGGAGCGGCUCGGGGAGGUCGGCGACAUCGCGCCGGUGGUCGGGUUCCUCUGCACCGACGCCGCUGAGUGGAUCAACGGGCAGGUCAUUUGGGUCAAUGACGGGAUAUGUUUUACUCAAACAAUAUUCCUAAAUCUCAGUAACCACUACAAGGAUGUACUCUACUAA
Triticum aestivum (bread wheat) is the source of this 732-nucleotide messenger RNA. Its product is annotated as NADPH-dependent aldehyde reductase-like protein, chloroplastic. The record is from RefSeq and is a predicted model, not a curated record. Bases 1 to 732 code for a protein of 243 amino acids. The transcript has 2 exons. Lineage: Eukaryota; Viridiplantae; Streptophyta; Magnoliopsida; Poales; Poaceae.